Messenger RNA from Gigantopelta aegis, 2693 nucleotides. RefSeq names its product beta-1,3-galactosyltransferase 1-like. Gene Ontology annotation, molecular function: hexosyltransferase activity. The transcript has a single exon. Gene Ontology annotation, cellular component: membrane. Lineage: Eukaryota; Metazoa; Mollusca; Gastropoda; Neomphalida; Peltospiridae. Bases 151 to 1302 code for a protein of 383 amino acids. The record is from RefSeq and is a predicted model, not a curated record.
AUCAACCAAACUGUUAAAAGAAAAAAACACGAUGGCAAAUUGAUCACACGAUGAGAACUUUGGAAGGAUACUUGGUCAAUUACUCAUAAAGUCUCCAGUAGCGAAAGGUACUUUGCAAGCAAAACGUAGAGUAAUCAUAAUAAAAGCAAAAUGGCACCCAGUGUAGACAUGAAGCAAUACUUUAAUAUUCGAUUAAAAACGUGCAUCUGCUAUUCGGCCGUGGUUUUAUUACUGGUGACACCUAUUCUUUAUCACACUCUCUCUGUAACGUAUACAGUCAGCAGGUCAGCUUCCAAUCCGGAUGCAGGUUAUGACUCCAAAGACCUCACAGCAGACUUCAACCGUCCCUCGACAAGUGCGGAUACAGCCCAUGAAAGACAAUACACCAGAAAAAUUGCAAAACGCACACUGUAUCCUCUAACAAUAGACUCUCCUUAUGUGAUAAACAGUCGUAAUGUAUGUACGAACGUGAGCAAUUUAAAGUUCCUAAUAAUCGUCCACACCUCGACGGACCAUUUUCAGAGACGAAGAAUAAUGAGAGAGACGUGGGCCAAUAAGAAUAUAUUUAAAACUGUUAAUCUGAGGAUAGUUUUCUUCUUUGGGUUGACAAAAGACAAAACCACCCAGGAGUUGAUAGAGAACGAAAGUAUCGUCUACGGCGACGUUGUUCAGGGGGAUUUCCUGGACACCUACCACAACCUGACCCACAAGGGCGUGCUGGCGUACAGGUGGACUCAGGACUUCUGUCAGCAGGCCGAGAUGAUUGUCAAAGUAGACGACGACGUGUUCCUCAAUGUCUUUAUUCUCUUGGAAACGUAUUACCCGAAGUUUCAAUCUAACAAUCGCUCCAUACUAUGUCAUUUCGUCAGGAAAAAUAAAAGUGCCAUUCACAGGAAUAGAACCAAAUGGAUAGUGGACAAGCAUCUGUUUUCUGGCUUCGCCUUCUAUCCCGUCAACCAUUGCCUGGGUUACAUCGUGCUCAUAUCACGUGAUCUUAUCCGACCAAUGUACCGAGCCUCUUUUCUGACGCCGUUCUUUUGGGUAGACGAUGUGUAUUUGUACGGGUUGCUACCGAACAAGGUGGGAGGCGUUAAGUACGGAGAUAUUAGAUACAGUCUGGACAAAAAAACUAAUAAGGGCCUCGAGUGCUAUUUUAAGACAAAGAAAUGUUCGUACUUGGCGGUGAUUGCUUGGAAAGAUAAUAAACACCUGUUCGAACAACUGUGGUACGCAGCAUUGUCGCAGCUGAGUCCUAAAAUGAAAAAGGAGGUGAAUCCUUUACUAUUACCAGAAACGCCAUGAGACACGUGUAUCAGCGUUAUACAUAUUUUUUAUAAUCUAGUUAUUCUACGUCGAAAUGGAAAAUCAAGGAAAGAUGUCUAACUGACAUGCGCAAAUGUCUAUCGUCGAGAGAGCCAACCCCCUCCCCCUCCCCUCCCCUGCUCCGCCGUGCUUGUAGUUUAUCUACAUAGAAAUGGAAAAUCAAGGAAUAUUUGUUUAGCGACACGCCAGCACAGUUGAGAACGGAGUUAAUGGAUUCCGUUGUACGUCAUUUGAAAGAUGCGUAACUGGUAUACACAGUGGUCUAUCGCUUGACAGCCUGGGACUGAAUUCCAUCAAUAAUUAAUGGUUGCCCAAGGACUGUUAUAUGUAAUUUCUUUCGUUUGAGAUUCGAAUAAAAACUAAAAUUCUAUUGGUGUAAGGAAAUAAAAAGUGCAACUACUACUGCCCAUUGCAUUUUUAAAAAUACACUUUUAUUUGUUAUACAGUUGUUAUGCAGUCUAGACAAAUGGAUGAAAGCAAUGUGGGGUACCCCCAUAACAUGGAACUGUGACGUCCAGAAAAAAUGAUGUUUGCUAAUACAAACAUUCCACAAAUUCCUUACAUAGUAUGUGAACCCCCCCCCCCCCCCCCGCUCCAUUUUCUUGCAGGUACAUUCAAUGUGAGAUGUUCACUAUAUAAUCAAUAUUUUACAUUUUAUGUCAUUUACGGUUAUUAGACCGUAAUAAUUGCUUAAUUAGGUCACACUCUGACGAGGUGUUCAUAAUGAUCUUGACCUUGGCAUUCAUAAACUGUGCAUUGCUCUUAACUGAGUUUGACAAAAAAAUCAAUGUUGAUAAACUGGACCUUUUGACUCCUAUUUUAUAUUUACAAGUUUAUCUAUCCAAGGUGAUGGACAUCUUAUAUAAAACUAAUCUUAUUUGGAAUAAUAAAUUUAGGCAAGCUGGAAUAAAUAUCAAUGAGUGAAUUUUUUUUAUAAACACAGCUUGCUUGAAAAUACAGAUACAGUACAAAUUAUAUUCCUUUCAGCUAGAUUCUUCUAUUCCUCUUUCCUUUUCUUUUAAUCCUUACUCCUUUUGCUUUCUUUCCUUCUUCUUUUCGUCAUUUUCAUGUCGAACUCGGAGCAUGUAACUUCCCAUAUUAUGUUAGAUAUUCAACAAUAUUGUAUUAUGUUAAUACUAUAUAUCAAGAUAUUAUUAUUACUCUUUCCAUAUACAUAUGUGAUGAUAUUUUGACAUUGUACGGUCAUGGUCCCAAGGCACCCCAACCUUGGUAUGGCCAUAUUUUUCUGGGGACAGUAAAAAAGAAUUCUUAUUUGGAAUAAUAAAUUUAGGCAAGCUGGAAUAAGAUAUUAGUAAUAAAUUAUUUGUUUAUAUUUAAAAUGUUUUUGAAAAAUAUAGAAUUUGAAAUAA